AUGCAGGGAGCCUGUCUGCUGCUGCUGCUGGGUCUCCAGCUACAGCUGUCACUUAGUGUCAUCCCAGUGGAGGAGGAGAACCCAGCCUUCUGGAACCAAAAGGCAGCCGAGGCCCUGAAUGUUGCCAAGAAGCUGCAGCCCAUUCAGACAUCAGCCAAGAACCUCAUCAUCUUCCUGGGGGAUGGAAUGGGGGUGCCCACAGUAACAGCAACUCGGAUCCUAAAGGGACAACUGGAAGGUCAUCUAGGACCUGAGACACCCCUAGCCAUGGACAGCUUCCCAUACAUGGCUCUGUCCAAGACAUACAGUGUGGACAGACAAGUCCCAGACAGCGCAAGCACAGCCACAGCCUACCUGUGCGGGGUCAAGACCAACUACAAGACCAUUGGUGUGAGUGCAGCUGCUCGGUUUGACCAGUGCAACACCACAUUUGGCAACGAGGUCAUCUCAGUGAUGUAUCGUGCCAAGCAAGCAGGAAAAUCUGUGGGAGUGGUGACCACCACCAGGGUGCAGCACGCCUCUCCGGCGGGCACCUAUGUUCACACGGUGAACCGUAACUGGUAUGGGGAUGCUGAUAUGCCGGCCUCAGCACUACAGGAGGGCUGCAAGGACAUUGCCACACAACUCAUCUCCAACAUGGACAUUAACGUGAUCCUUGGUGGGGGUCGAAAAUACAUGUUUCCUGCAGGAACCCCAGACCCUGAGUAUCCAAACGAUGUUAACCAGACCGGAACUAGGCUUGAUGGCCGGAACCUGGUGCAGGAAUGGCUGUCGAAGCACCAGGGAUCCCAGUAUGUUUGGAACCGUGAAGAACUCAUCCAGAAGUCCCUGGAUCCAUCAGUGACAUACCUCAUGGGCCUCUUUGAGCCUGUAGACACAAAAUUCGAGAUACAACGAGACCCCUUGAUGGAUCCAUCUCUGAAGGACAUGACAGAGGCAGCCCUGAGGGUGCUGAGCAGGAACCCCAAAGGCUUCUACCUCUUUGUGGAGGGGGGCCGAAUCGACCGUGGUCACCAUCUGGGCACAGCUUAUCUGGCGCUGACUGAGGCUGUCAUGUUCGACACAGCCAUCGAGAAGGCCAGCCAGCUCACCAGCGAGAAGGACACACUGACCAUAGUCACCGCUGAUCACUCCCAUGUCUUCUCCUUUGGUGGCUAUACACUUCGGGGCACCUCCAUCUUCGGGCUGGCACCCCUCAAAGCUCUGGAUGGCAAGUCCUACACCUCCAUCCUGUACGGCAACGGCCCAGGCUACGUUGGUACAGGCGAAAGACCCAACGUCACCGCCGCUGAAAGCCGUGACCCCUCGUACCAGCAACAGGCGGCUGUGCCGGUGAAGUCGGAGACCCACGGCGGGGAGGACGUGGCGAUAUUUGCGCGUGGCCCGCAGGCACACCUGCUGCACGGAGUGCAGGAGGAGAACUACAUCGCCCACGUCAUGGCCUUUGCAGGCUGCCUGGAGCCCUACACCAACUGCGGUCUGGCGCCCCCUGCGGACGACAGCAGUGCAACAGCCCCGGGCCAGACCUCCACGACAACCAGACAGACCACCACCACCAGCCAGACCACCACCCCUGUCCAGAGCAGCGCCGGUAGCCUAGGCCCAGCCACCACCCCGCUGCCCCUGACUCUGCUGGCCGGAACCCUGCUGCUGCUGCUGGGAGCUGCUGCAGAGUCCUAA
Messenger RNA from Cricetulus griseus (Chinese hamster), 1680 nucleotides. NCBI's taxonomy places the organism in Eukaryota, Metazoa, Chordata, Mammalia, Rodentia, Cricetidae. The record is from RefSeq and is a predicted model, not a curated record.